AAAACUGUAGUAGUUUCCAAAGUGCCAGUGGAUUUCAUACUGCCACCUGUUUUGUGAAUAGAGCAGGAGAUUCCCAUCAGACAUAGUGAUUUUGACUUGCACGUACAUACCCCAUGUUUGCACCUUUGUUAGUAAUGAGAUAGCUGGUCAUGUGAUAUCACUAUGGCGGUGCUCAUGAGGGGGAACCCGCUCCAUGUAGAAUAUAAUAGCUUUUUCUUCUAGCUUUUUAGUUUUUCUAAAAGACUGAUAUGUCUGGAGACCUCAUUUCAUGUGAAUUUACAUAAUUUUAAUGACAGUUUACUGUAUAAGGAAAACUAUUUUAUUGGGGCAAAAACCCCGAUUGGUGCACCUUUAAGAGAGUAAAGCGCGCGACGCCCCUCUGAAACGUCUCGGUAAACUUGGAAAAGGGCUUUUCUCAUUACCUCGAGGGAUUGAGAUGGCCAUGCCAACGGACUGUAUAUAUAAAGGAGAACAGCAUGAACAUGCUUAUGCUCAGCCGUGGACGGAAAGCGAGCGGACCUCUGACGUUUCAGUGCAACCUUUACGCAAAGACGCUCUUCUUUUUAAGGACUCCUGUCUCCUCAAGUGGAUUGCUGUAUUAGAAAAUAGUGUUUCAUUUUCGAAAUUAAGAAAACGUAUACCAUACACAUCCAUUUUGCAAUUAUAUAUGUGUUUGUUUCUGAAUUGUUAGAGUGCGCAAAUUCUUUGUCGUUUAGUAUACAAAACACCUUGUCUUGGACUUUAAAGAAGCUCCCUAGUGAUGAUUUUAUGAACUUUUCCGGAACGUUUUGUUUCCUCAAUGUCAGCCCUAAACGCUGUCAUGGAAUCGUUUGUGUCUUCAGUCACCGAGUCCACCGACAUCACCACACCGGACGAUCCGUUCACGGGUCCCAUCAAGUCUAUUGCGCCCUGGAAUUACACUUUCCUCGCCUGUCUGAUGUUCAUAGUGACUUCACUGUCUUUAACAGAGAACUUCACCGUUAUGCUCGUGACGUUUAAAUACAAACAGUUAAGGAAGCCGUUGAAUUACAUAAUUGUUAAUUUAUCUGUUGCUGAUUUUCUAGUUUCACUGACAGGAGGCGUUAUAAGUUUUUUAACUAAUGCACGAGGUUACUUCUUCCUGGGUGCCUGGGCGUGUGUGCUGGAGGGAUUCGCCGUCACUUUUUUCGGGAUUGUGGCUCUGUGGUCUUUAGCAAUCUUGGCAUUCGAGCGUUUUUUUGUGAUCUGUCGUCCUCUGAAAAAUGUCCGGCUGGGAGGCAAGCAUGCAGCUAUGGGUCUUAUUUUUGUUUGGACCUUCUCUUUUAUCUGGACAAUCCCGCCAGUUCUGGGUUGGAACAGUUACACAGUCAGCAAAAUUGGCACUACCUGUGAACCCAACUGGUACUCAACUGAUUACUAUGACCACACCUACAUCAUCACCUUUUUCACUACAUGUUUUAUCCUUCCUCUUGGCGUGAUCAUUAUCUCCUAUGGCAAACUUAUGCAGAAGCUCAGAAAGGUAUCGAACACUCAUGGAAGGCUGGGUAGUGCGCGCAAGCCUGACCGAGAGGUGGCGAGAAUGGUCGUCGUAAUGAUAGUUGCAUACAUGGUUGGAUGGACGCCUUAUGCCGCAUUUUCAAUUAUUGUCACAGCGUGUCCCACAAUUCAUAUUGAUCCUCGCCUGGGCUCAAUACCAGCCUUCUUCUCAAAGACUGCAGCUGUAUACAAUCCCAUCAUCUAUGUCUUCAUGAAUAAGCAGUUCAGGAAGUGUCUGAUCCAAAUGUUUGGAGGAAAUGUCACCAGUCUUGAUUCCACCCAUGUGAACCAGACAUCAGACAAAGGGGCCAUCACUGCCACAGCAGAUAGUCAAAUUGGAGAGAUGUCCACCAUUGCUGCUCGUGUGCCCAUGUCCAUGUGCAACAUCGAGAAGAGUGAGGAUGAAGAAGAGGAGCCGGAGCCGGAGCAGAGUGAGAAUGGAGGUCCAAAGCAGCUCCCUUUAUCGGAUAGUCGACUAUGUCCUUUGUAGAGAAGGAUUAGUCUGAUUGAAUAAAUGUACACCUUUAUAGUUUCCAUCCAGUAGUCUAACUUGUUGUCCAACUAAAGCAUAAAUCCUGCAGUCAUUACUUCUAUUGGAAUGCAUAUGUUAGAAUGUAUGGUUUGUGAUUUCAUAUGUUCUUUGUUGUUGUUUGUAUUUCUUUAUGUUGUGGCAAUUUGCAGUCUUGGCAUAUCUGUUCUUGACAGUAUCACAUAAUUAUCUAAUAUGAAGAAGGCAAGCAAUACAUUCCUCUGAGCAAAAGCUAUUUGUUUUUUGGAUCUGUGCAUACUCUCCUCUCACUAUAUUGCUGAUUGCACAUUAGUAUCAGUGCAGAUGUUGUGUUUUUUUUUAAUGGCAAUUGUAACGAAAGGCCAUAAUAUUGCAAUAACUUUCAGUUUCAGAGUUGCUAAAGUAGAUUUUAUAUUAAAAUUAAGACUAUAUUGACUCAUUUAAUAAUGAAAUAACUGUUGCUGCUCUCCCCGGUACAGGGGUGUCCAAUCCUGCUCCUGGAGGGCCACUAUCCUGCAAAGUUUAGCUCCAACCCCAGUUAAACACAUCUGGACCAACUAAUCAAGGUCUUACUAGGCAUACUAGAAACUUCCAGGCAGGUGUGUUGAGGCUUGGACACCCCUGGUCUAGUGCAUGUUUACAUAAAAACCCAAUUAAAAAUGAGUAUAUACACCUCAGCAUCUAAUAUACUGCUGUAAUUGAUAUCAUAAUUAAUUUAGUGAACUAACAAGUUAGACAUGACUGGUUUGGCAGCGUAUCUGUAGUAAUAAACCAUGUAAUUAAUGUCCCUCAUCUCACGGAAAUGAGAUCCUUGUCUGUUGCAUUUUGCAAUCUUGUUUUGAGAGGUUUCAUGAAGAAAGAAUGUUUAUUAUAAAUUGUAUUUAUUUAGUAGCCUAUACUGUAUACUUUGAUAUAUGACUGCUUGUGAGUUUGAGUGAACAGUCUGAAUGUCUUAUUAUUAGUCCAUAAUGUUUUGUUUCUGUCCAAAGUGAAAAUUGAUAUUGAUGUUUGUCUGUGGCAUGCCAAUGAAUGUUUUACUUAUGUAUUUGUCAAUGUCAUGGAUUAUAAAAAAUCAUGUUUCUUAUUUUUAAAACUUGUCAGCAUUGUAGCACAUAAUAAAACAA
Molecule: messenger RNA, 3147 nt
Organism: Megalobrama amblycephala (Wuchang bream)
Lineage: Eukaryota; Metazoa; Chordata; Actinopteri; Cypriniformes; Xenocyprididae
Gene: valopb
Product: vertebrate ancient long opsin b
Exons: 5
Coding region: 800-2005 (401 amino acids)
Biological process (GO): visual perception; G protein-coupled receptor signaling pathway
Cellular component (GO): photoreceptor outer segment; membrane
Molecular function (GO): G protein-coupled receptor activity
Source: RefSeq, a predicted model, not a curated record